Molecule: messenger RNA, 4604 nt
Organism: Lycium barbarum (goji berry)
Lineage: Eukaryota; Viridiplantae; Streptophyta; Magnoliopsida; Solanales; Solanaceae
Exons: 4
Coding region: 266-931 (221 amino acids)
Source: RefSeq, a predicted model, not a curated record
AAUUUUUGGCGUUCUUCUAAGGUUUUCUAAGUAUGCAGAUUCUAUCAUCAUCUUCACUCUCUACUAUUCUUUCUCAUAUCUCUGCCAAGAAAUUGAAACAGAGAGUCAAUUUGUUUUCUCGGGAGGAUUUUCAAAGUCAAAUUUCCUCAAGCGAAGAAAGCAAGAAAACGCUCUGACUGAUAGGGGAUCGACAUCCGGAACAUGUAAUGACCGUUCUAGCUUACGCCAAUCACUACCAACUGUUAGAGGACAUAGGUCAACACUGAUGGGUUGUUGGAAUAUCAAAGAACUACCUUGUAGUCCUUCAAUUUUAAAGAAAGUUCCAAACUGCAAAUUUUGUAAAGCCAAGAGAUUUCAAUAUGAACCUCCUAACUUCUAUUGCAGUAAAGGUUCAGUGAAAUUAGUUUCUCACCAGUUGCCUUCGAAGUUAAAAAGCCUUUACUUGGGUGUCACUGAUGAAUCCAAUCAUUUCCGUACUUAUGUAAGAACAUAUAAUAACAUGUUUGCAUUUACUUCACUAGGAGUAAAGUACAAUAAGGAGUUAGCAACCAAAACUCAAGGUAUCUAUACCUUUAAAGUUCAAGGACAAAUGUACCAUUUUAUAAACAACCUCAUUCCCUCCAAUAAUGAAGCAAGAAACCUACAGCUUUAUUUUUAUGACAAGGAGGACGAUAUAGUUAAUAAAAUGGCCUUUUCAGAAAAUUUGAACAGAUUAGUUAUUGCAAAGUUGAUAGACAUUCUAAAAGUUAAUCCAUACUUUAUGUUUCUAAAAUCUUUAACGGGUAUUCCAAACCUGCCCAAUUUCUAUAUUGCACUUAAAUGUGAUUCUGCCUUGGACCAACGAACAUACAAUUUACCCAGUGUCUCAGAAGUUGCAGCUAUAUGGGUUGACGAUGACUCUAACAAUGCUAUCUCAUCACCGCAUAUUUGAAUUUACACUGUGAUAGUAGCCAGUUGGUACGCUAUCAUUAUGGUUGUUAUGACCCAUUACAAUACCCUUUAUUGUUUCCUUACGGAGAAAAUGGGUGGCACUGCGGCAUCCAAAAAAUUGUAGAAAAAUGUAGCUCUUCGAGGAAUCAUUCUUCCCACAAUCAAGAGCAACUUCCUUCUGUCUCUAACUGGUGCUCAAUUGAUGGACUUCUUAACAUCGAAGAAGAAAUCUUACAGAAAGGAAGACGUGAGAAAAACAAUGUGUCAUGUCGUGAAUAUUACUGCUAUAAACUUCAGAUUAGAGACAAUGAAGAUAAUGGAACUUUACAUUCUGGAAGGUUAUUCCAGCAAUAUUCUGUAGAUGAAUUUAUAAAAGUGGAAACACAAAGAUUGGACUUUUUGUUAUUCAAUCAAGAUUUGUUUAGGCUUGAAGUAUUGGCAGGUCUUAGGGAUCUUCUAAGGCAAGGAGAAAGAGACACUUCAAAAAUUGGCAUAAAAACAUUCCUUCCUGCUAGCUUUACUGGAGUUCCAAGAGACAUGCGGCGUCGAUAUAUGGACGCUAUUGCAUUAGUGCAACACUUUAGUAAACCUGAUAUCUUCCUAACAAUGACAUGCAAUUCUUCAUGGCCAGAAAUAGAAGAUCUCUUACUACCUACUGAUGAAGUCCAAAACAGACCAGAUUUAGUAAGCCGUACAUUUAAAGCAAAGGUAGAAGAACUAAAGUCAGACAUCGUUAAAAAAGGUAUAUUUGGAAAAGUGGCAGCUUUUAAGUACACUAUAGAAUUCCAAAAACGAGGUCUCCCACAUGCUCAUUUCCUUAUCAUACUUUCUGAUGAAUACAAAUUAUUAACACCUGAAGCUUAUGAUAAAGUUAUUUGUGCUAAAAUACCAAACCCUGACACAAAUCAUUAUUUACAUUCAUUGGUUAUUAAGCAUAUGAUGCAUGGACCUUGCGGAAGUUUAAAUCCUAAAAGCCCAUGCAUGAUAAAGACAGGACACUGUAAAUUUAAAUAUCCCAAAAGUUAUGCCCCUGAAACAUGUAAAGGUAAGAAUUCUUACCCAAUUUACAGAAGGCAAGAUACCGGAAAUUUUUUCAAGGUUAGAACUCAAUAUCUCGACAAUUCAUGGGUUGUUCCUUACAAUCCAUAUCUAUUAAGCAAGUUCAAUUGUCACAUAAAUGUUGAAAUUUGCUCGGAUGUUAAAGUUGUCAAAUAUAUCUAUAAAUACAUUUGUAAGGGGCAUGAUAAAAUUGCUUUCCAUGUACAUAGUAAUGAUUCUGAUGUAGAAAUAGACGAAAUAAGAGACUAUCGAUCAGCUAGAUGGGUUUCACCACUAGAAGCUAUGUGGCGUUUGUUCGCCUUUCCUAUUAGUGAAAUGAAUCCAGCAGUCUACCAUCUUCAGCUUCAUCUUAAGGAACAACAAUAUGUUUCCUUUAAGACAACUGCAGCUCUAAACUCAGUCUUAAAUAAUCCUACAACUGCAAAAACAAUGUUAACGGAAUUCUUUUCAAUGAAUGCAACAAAUGCGGUUGCAAAUGAACUUAACUUACUAUACAAAGAAUUACCCCAAUACUUUGUCUGGUCAACAAGCGAUAGAAUGUGGACACGAAGAAUACAAGGCAAUAUUAUUGGUCGUAUUGUCACUUGUCAUCCAAAAGAAGGAGAAAGAUACUAUCUUCGACUAUUGUUGAUGAACAUAAGAGGACCAAAAUCCUACGAAGAUCUUAGAACUGUUAAUGGAAGAUGUUGUAGCACAUUCCGAGAAGCUGCUGGAAAAAGAGGCUUGAUAACUUGUGACAACAACUUAAUUGAAUGUAUGUCAGAAGCUACUAAUUACCAAAUGCUAUACAGUUUGACACGUUUAUUUGCAACACUAUUAGUUUAUUGUAACCCUGCUAAUCCGAAAGGAUUAUGAGAAAGAUUUGAAUCUUCUAUGUCUGAAGAUUUUACAACUACACCAAACAUACAAACAAACAACAUUCGUUAUUUAGUCCUAAAUCAGAUUAACGAUUUUUUACAUUCAAUGGGACGUGAUAUUAAUGAAUUUAAACUUAUAUCAGAAAAAAUCUCACCUUCCACCUCUUUUACUGGAAUUCAAGAGGCUAGAGACAUCCACUUGGAAAGAAACAUAGUUGUGACUGAGGAGGAUUUAUUGCUAUACAAAAUAUUGAAUAAAGAGCAACAAACAGCAUAUCAUACAAUCCUUAAUAGGAUAUUUUCGAAUGGAACAGGCGCUUUUUUUAUUGAUGGUCCUGGAGGAACUGGAAAAACCUUUUUAUAUCGUGCUUUACUAGCUACUGUACGAUCUAAAGGAUUUAUAGCAUUAGCAACAGCAACUUCUGGUGUUGCAGCUUCCAUCCUCCUAGGAGGACGAACUGCUCACUCACGUUUUAAACUUCCUAUUGACACAAAUAAAAGUCAUAGUUGUAAUAUUAGUAAACAAAGUUCACUUGCAUCUUUAAUUCGAGAUGCAAAGCUAAUAGUAUGGGACGAAGUAUCUAUGGCAAAAAAAAAAGCUUGUUGAGACUUUUGACUUACUUUUGAGAGAUAUUAUGGACUCGAAUACACUCUUUGGUGGAAAGGUAGUUGUUUUCGGUGGUGACUUUAGACAAACUUUGCCAGUUGUACAGAGCGGGGAAAGAGAGGACUUUAUUCAUGAAUGUCUAUUAAACUCAAACAUCUGGGAUCUUCUAGAAAAAUACCGACUGUCAAAAAAUAUGCGUGCCAGAAUUGAUCCUACAUUCUGUGAGUAUUUACUGAGAAUUGGAGAUGGCAGGGAAAAGGUUAAUGAACAUAAUAAAAUUGAAAUUCCAGAAUCUUUUCUCAUUCCAUUUACAAACGUAAAAGAAUCAUUGAACAUCUUGUUCAAAACUAUUCAUCCCAAUGUAAACACACUCAUCCACGAUACAUCCUCUGUGACAUCUCGCGUUAUCCUAACAACCAAAAAUGAUUGUGUAGAUGAAAUUAAUCAAAUGUUCAUAGAUCAAUUUCCAAACACUAUUGUGACAUUUGUUAGAAUUGACGAAACUCUAGAGCCAAAAGAUCAAAGCCAAUAUGAAGAUUUUUUGCAUACUUUAAAUCCUUCUGGUUUACCUCCAUAUAAGUUAGUUCUAAAACAAAAUUGCCCUGUUAUCCUACUGCGCAAUUUGAACCCUUCUGAAGGUUUAUGCAACGGCACCCGCCUAAUUUGUACUAAUUUCAAAAAUCACGUUAUUAGUGCCAAAUUUGCAAGCGGUGACUUUAAAGGCAAACAUGUUUUUAUUCCUCGCAUACCAUUAUUAUCAUCACAAGAUGAAAAAUUACCUAUUCCAUUUAAAAGAACACAAUUUCCGAUUAGACUGUGUUUUGCUAUGACUAUAAAUAAAGCUCAAGGUCAAACAUUAGACUUUGUUGGAAUUUAUUUACGUGAACCUGUAUUUUCACACGGUCAACUUUACGUUGCUUUGUCACGAGCAAAAAGUUCUGAUUGUGUAAAGCUGUUAAUUCGCCAACCUCGAUGACCAUUCUACUUACAAUAUAUUAUAUAGUGAAAUUAUCAAAAAAGCUUUCUCUUAAACUGUUUGAUUGAUUAUAUAUGUAAUAACAACUUAAGAAUCUGUAAGUUAUCAGUCUGAUUUUAUGUUUUCUAUUUAGUAUUCCUCCAUUUAUCCCGCUAACUUACUGAAACACUGUUCC